AACGAGCCCGGAGGAGCUUGUUAGCGAAAGCGUUCACAACACUUGCAGACGAACUACCUCAGAUCAACAAGUUAUAAAUAUGAACAUGUUUUUGAGAAAUAGUGCCUGGAGAUGUCAAAGGCUUUCCCUCUUGCAAAUAAGACAUUGCAGCUCAAUGAUCAAGAAAGCACGAGAUAAACUUGCAUCUUUGGGCGAAGGACAAGUAUCUUUACAUAAAGAUGAUGCCUCAGGUAUUGCUACAGUAACACUGCAACACCAGCAGAGGAAGAAUGCUCUCUCAGGUUCCAUGAUGGUGCAAUUAGCUGACAUUGUGGAAGAUUUGUCUUCAUGGGAAACAGGAAAAGGAGUGAUUCUUCAAGCUGAAGGAGAUUCCUUUUGCUCAGGAGGAGACUUAACCACAGUGAAGGCCAUAUGCAAUCCACAGGAUGGGCUGUUAAUGUCAACUUUCAUGCAUGAUACUUUAACACGGUUUUAUAAUUUACCUUUCAUUACAACAUGUCUUGUUCAUGGCAAAGCUCUCGGAGGCGGUGCUGAGCUCACAACAGCAACAGACUUCAGAGUAUUUACAAAUACCGGGGAAGUAAGUUUCGUCCAGGGUCGUAUGGGGGUGGUGACUGGUUGGGGUGGUGGAACGAGGCUGGUGAAACUUGUAGGCCCUACUAUCACUCUCGAUCUUCUAACAACCUGUAGUAAACUGAAUAGUGUUAAAGCCUCGGAAAUUGGCUUGGCAAAUCAUGUUGUUGGUGCUGAGAAAAGAUUCGAGGACACGAAGGCAUGGUUGACGGAGAGGGUUUCUCAUGCCCCAGAGGUCCUUCAGGCUAUGAAGAGGAUAGUCACUGCAGCAAGGGAUUCCACGUUAAAUGAGAGCUUACUUAAUGAACGUCUGAAUUUCUCACCAUUGUGGGGUGGGCCAGCAAAUUUAAGAGCCCUAGGGGGAAAUAUUAAGCAUAAAUAGAAGGAUUUAUACAUGUAGCCAUGACAUUCUUAUGUAUAUAUUUUCCAAAUAAUAUAUUUUUAGUAUUGCAGAUGAUGUAGAGUAAAAUUAUUUUACAUAAGCAUUUUCCUUUAUCUUGCAAAAACGAAUAAUAUAAUUGAUACUUUUUUGUGUGUAUGAAUAAAUAUGGACAUUAUAUGAAAAUAAACCUUUUAAUGUAACUAUUUAUUUUAUAUCAUUAAUGAAGAUCCUUCAUACAUAAUUCACAUUUCUUUGAAUGCUGCAUAGGGGACGGUGGUGAAUCAGUUUACCUUUUGGGACAUUAAAAAAGUGAAUUUGAUAACCCAGAUUCAUUGCAGAUUCUGUUACAGAAAUUAUUGACCUGAUUGUUUAUAUAAAAUACCAGAAGGAUAUUAAAGUGAUGAAAAAUAUAUAUAAUCUGUAUGUGAUGCAAUACUCUAUUCAUGUAUCUAUAGAAUUUCUCUGCCAUAUUAAAUUAUAAGUUCUAAAAAGUCAACUGUUACAGAAACUCAUCCAUUUCCUUUCCAUUUCUUUGAAAGCUUUUACAUUUA
This is a messenger RNA of Penaeus indicus, 1506 nucleotides long. RefSeq names its product ethylmalonyl-CoA decarboxylase-like. NCBI's taxonomy places the organism in Eukaryota, Metazoa, Arthropoda, Malacostraca, Decapoda, Penaeidae. Gene Ontology annotation, cellular component: cytosol. The coding region runs from base 80 to 955 and encodes 291 amino acids. The record is from RefSeq and is a predicted model, not a curated record. The transcript has 3 exons. Gene Ontology annotation, biological process: fatty acid beta-oxidation.